Messenger RNA from Juglans regia (Persian walnut), 1471 nucleotides. RefSeq names its product dirigent protein 24-like. The transcript has a single exon. Lineage: Eukaryota; Viridiplantae; Streptophyta; Magnoliopsida; Fagales; Juglandaceae. Bases 177 to 1385 code for a protein of 402 amino acids. The record is from RefSeq and is a predicted model, not a curated record.
CCUACUUUCCCAACACUGGUCUACUCCACUUGAAUCCCAAAAUGGUGCAACAACUCCGCUGUAUCAGCUCCACUUCUAUAUUCUCGCUCAUAAAACUCUCCAUUGACAGUGUAUAAAUACCCAUAGAUGAAUACUUCCCCUCAGCAACUAAAUUAAGUCCCAAUUCACAGCCUAAGAUGGCCAAGCUUUCCCUUCUCACACGCGUGACAUUCAAAGCCAUCUGCCUCUUGCUCCUAGCCAUCACCUUUGAGUGCGCCAACUCUGUCAGGGUCCUCCUCGAUGUAGACCCACAGCCUUCAGUCCUCCCCGAUCCACCCCAGCCAACCAAUCCUGUUGCAACAACUGUCCCAAAUGUAACUCCACAGGUGGGUCUGACCCCCACCACACUGCCAAAUGGCCAAAUCCCCGCCACCCCCGCAGCAGAUGACACUAACCCACCAUUACCAGAAUCUGAAAUCCCCAUUGUUGACAUCCCACCAAUAGCUAGCCCAGCAGCGGAAUCAGAUGCUGACUCACCACAACCCGAGCUCGAAGAACCCGACACCGUAGCAGCACCUGUUGCUGGCAUGGCACCGGUAGUUGGUCCCACAAUUACCCCAACUGGCACAGAAUCCCCCGUUACCACUACCACCAGUGCCACGGUGGCAAAACCUGUUGGUCCACAAACCCCUGCAUUAACCUUCUUCAUGCAUGACAUCCUAGGUGGUACACAUCCAUCGGCCAGGGUUGUCACUGGGAUCAUAGCAAACACCCAAUUCAACGGCCUUCCUUUCACACAGCCCAACGACAACAUCUUCCCACUUACCGGCGGGGUCCCACUGAGCAACGCAGACCUUAGCGGUAUCGUCAACAACAACAACCUCCCCAUCAUUGCAGGCCUCAACGGCGUUGGCCCCCAAGCUUCCACUGUCAUCCAAAACAGCGGCAACAACGACAUCAUUGACAGUAGUAAUGGUAACCUGCCAUUUGUCACUGCAGGGCAGCUGCCAUCCGGGCUCACACUCCAAAAGCUCAUGUUCGGAUCGUUGACAGUGAUUGACGACGAGUUGUCGGAAGGUCACGAUCUGGGGUCUCCUGUAAUUGGCAAAGCACAAGGGUUUUACUUGUCGAGCUCGUUGGACGGGACGAGCCAGACAAUCGCCGUGACGGUGUUGCUACACGGUCUCAGUGGUGGAGAUCACCUUCAGGUGGUGGAGGAUACUAUCAGUUUCUUUGGGGUGCAUCGAUCUGCAAUGCAUGAGUCUCAAAUUGUAGUGAUUGGUGGGACCGGGAAAUUUGAGAAUGCGAAAGGGUAUGCUACGGUUGAGACGCUUCAUCAAGAGGAUCAACAUGCCACGGACGGUGUUGACACGAUCAUGCAGUUCAGUGUUUACCUUUCUGAGUAGUUUGUGUUUGUAAAAUUUAUAAUUUACAGUCCUCUGGCUAUUUCAAUGUUCAUUUCAUGUAUCUUUUCGUUAGACGUGUGAAGCUA